UGAACUAGUAGAAGAUGACGACAAUGAAAAAACUCAUACUGCUGAAGCAGAAAGAGUGGAAGGAGCAAGCGGAGAAGCAAUAAAAAUCGGUAGAAUUGAUUUCAACGCUUUUGAUUUUUCUCAAGUAAAGAAAGAAAUAAUGUCUAUUGACCCCGAGAAAUACCCAGAUGCUUAUUGCUGA
Molecule: messenger RNA, 181 nt
Organism: Ambispora gerdemannii
Lineage: Eukaryota; Fungi; Glomeromycota; Glomeromycetes; Archaeosporales; Ambisporaceae
Source: the annotation of a GenBank genome assembly